AUGCCUGGGCAGCUCUCUGCCUUGGCCAUGCUCUUCCUGUCCCUGGAUGUAAUUUUACAUGGCCAUCAAAUAAGAGAAAAAGACCUUCCAAAAAUCAGAGGGUAUCUUCAAUAUACUUCAACAGCAACAAAACAAACCACAGCAAAACCUCUCCUACAGCUGACUAAUGAAACACGUCACGUAACAUUAGUAGCAAGAUCAAGGGAUGAUCACAUUCAAUUAGCUGCUGAAACCUCCACCUCUGAAAAUACAGCUCACAGAACAAUCAAAGCAGUAAUUCCAGUAACCACAAAAGGUCUUAUACCCAGCAGCCCAGUUAAUGACACCUUAGUCAGAUCUAGUAACUCAAUCGUGACUGCUUCAUCUACGGAAGGUACCAUUGGCCCUAGAUCAAUUGCACAUUUACCAAUUCAUACAACUGGAGCUAGUAUAUCUACUGUCAACCAUAUAACUGGGAGAACUACACAGCUUGGUGGUCAGACUACCCUCCCCCAAACAUUUUUCACAGCUUCACACAAAAGCACAACCAACGAGAAGCCAACUCCACUCACCUACGUCUCAGGAACAUCAGUACCUACACACAAGGACAGCUCAUCAAUCUCCACUGCCCCCGUAGUUCCUGGGCCCACUCUUGCAACCCAGUUGUCACCAGCUAAAAUUGGAACGUAUGAAGUCCUAAAUGGAAGCAGGCUCUGUAUCAAAGCAGAGAUGGGACUAACGCUGAUUGUUCAAGAAAAGGAUUUGGAUUUUGCAACUCAGAGACACUUCAACAUUGACCCCAGCCUAACCCACGCAUCUGGGAAAUGUGGCUCCCAAAAGUCCAACCUUUUCUUGGAUUUCCAAGGUGGAUCAGUGAAUGUCACAUUUAUUAAGGAAGAAACAUCAUAUUAUGUCAGUGAAGUAGGAGCCUAUUUGACUAUCUCAAAUACAGAGAAGACUUAUCAGGGCAUGAAACAUACUAUGAUGCUGUUUGAGACAGUAGUUGGGCACUCCUUCAAGUGUGUGAGUGAGCAGAGCAUCCAACUGUCAGCCCAGCUUCAAAUGAAAACAAUGAACAUCCGUCUCCAAGCCUUUGAUUUUGAAGGAGACGGCUUUGGAAAUGUGGAUGAGUGUUUGUCUGACUACACAGUUGUGCUUCCUGUGGUCGGGGCCAUCGUGGUCGUCCUCUGUGUUGUGGGUCUGGCUUUCUACAAAAUCCGGCAAAGGCAUCAGUCAAUGGGAUACCAGAGAAUCUAA
Molecule: messenger RNA, 1236 nt
Organism: Microtus ochrogaster (prairie vole)
Lineage: Eukaryota; Metazoa; Chordata; Mammalia; Rodentia; Cricetidae
Gene: Lamp3
Product: lysosome associated membrane protein 3
Biological process (GO): establishment of protein localization to organelle
Cellular component (GO): plasma membrane; late endosome membrane; lysosomal membrane
Source: RefSeq, a predicted model, not a curated record